ACACGGCGAGUCACAAACAAUGCGUUUCUCCUCUGCAUUUGUCCUCGCUGUCAAUAUUGUCGCUUUAGCAUCAUCAAUCUCUGCCAUGCCCACUACCGGUGACGCAGCUAGCGCAAACACGUGUUUCAGGGUUUGCACUUCUGCAUGGCAGAUCCUGUUGUUUUUCUGUGUAGUGAGUCGUAUUUUUGCUUUCACGUCGGCGGAGUAUGGCUAUUGACAGAAGAUACUAUCAAGGGGCGUGCAGAUCAGUCCACAGCGCAGCCUCACACCGACGGGCUGUAUAACGCUAGAUCCUGCAUAUUU
Suillus discolor is the source of this 303-nucleotide messenger RNA. RefSeq lists its product as uncharacterized. The transcript is spliced from 6 exons. NCBI's taxonomy places the organism in Eukaryota, Fungi, Basidiomycota, Agaricomycetes, Boletales, Suillaceae. Bases 20 to 217 code for a protein of 65 amino acids. The record is from RefSeq and is a predicted model, not a curated record.